AUCAAAAUGAUUAAAUGGAGGUCUUCUCCUUCCCGUUCCCGUGUUUAGCAGUUAGCACCUUUUCCCUUCUGGAACCUCCCUAUAACCAAAUCUCUUAACUGUUCUUCAUCUUCCUCAACUCUUAUUUCUCUCUUCUCGAUCUCUUAAUUGUUCACGUGCUGAUUCUCCCUAUGUAUCUUCAUUCCUUACUAUAAAAAGCUUCCGAUUUUCUUUGGAUCCAGGUGAAUUUGGCGGGGAUCAGAUGGAAGCGAAAAGAUCCGGCAGCCGCGCACGGUUUCGGAGGCGGCGGAAGUGACGAAAAGGCGGUUAUGGUUGAAGAGCGAGCAAUGGCGAAGGAAGUUCGGUAAUUCGGAUCGGUUAUUUCGCGGGAGAAGAAUGCUCUAUUUAAAGCAACCUAGCGUUUUCGCGAGCAUGGAGCUAUGUGAUUGUGUUGACAGCGAUUUCGUUCGUCGUAGUAGAAGUUAUUGUGGUUGUGAAUGGUGUUAGGUGCUGGAUUGAUUGGUGCAGAGGGGGAACUUUCAAUUUUGGUGGGUCGUUAUUUCUCAUGCGAUUUUGAUGGUUUCCCUGAGCCAGAGGCUCGGGGGAUCUGAGUGAUUGGUGCGAAGGAGAAAGCCAUGGCGUCGUCGGAGAAUGAGGCUUCGUAUCACUCAACUUCUCCUGCCUCUGACGAACUGCGUUCUCUUCCUCCUGAACAUACUUGUAUCCAGAAGUUUAGGCUCUAUGAGACUCUUUCGAACUUUUACAUGAUAGGAACGGAUAAAAGCAAUACUUAUUGGAGAGUGCUAAAGAUUGGCCGUUUAGAUCCUUCUGAGCUAAAUGUGCGUGAAGAUUCUACCACAUAUACGGAAAGUGAAAUAUCUGAUCUGCUGAGGCGUAUUCAUGAGGGGAAUAAGUCCACGGGUGGACUGAAAUUUGUGACAACUUGUUAUGGAAUUGUUGGCUUCAUAAAAUUUUUGGGGCCUUACUACAUGCUUCUUAUCACAAAAAGAAGGCAAAUUGGUGCAAUCUGUGGCCAUACAGUAUAUGCUGUUUCGAAGUGUGAGAUGAUUCCACUGAGAAGUUCUUCAGUUCAGUCUAACAUGACUAAUACUAAAAGUGAAAACAGAUACAAGAAGCUCCUAAGCAUGGUCGACCUUACAAAGGAUUUCUAUUUCAGCUACUCAUACCACAUAAUGCGCAGUCUUCAAAGGAAUUUGUGCGAAAAUGAGACAGGCCAUGUCCUUUAUGAGACAAUGUUUGUCUGGAAUGAAUUUUUGACUCAAGGAAUUAGGAAUAGCCUUCAGAAUACUCUUUGGACAGUUGCGCUUGUGUAUGGAUUUUUUAAACAGGACACACUUGCAAUAUCUGGUCGGCAGUUCAUACUUACACUAGUUGCAAGGAGGUCUCGUCAUUACGCUGGCACUAGGUAUCUGAGACGGGGUGUAAAUGAGAAGGGCAGAGUAGCUAAUGAUGUUGAGACAGAACAAAUUGUGUUUGAGGCUGUUCCUGACGGUCUCCCUGUCCAAAUAAGCUCCGUUGUCCAGAACAGGGGUUCAAUCCCUCUUUUCUGGUCACAGGAGACUUCGCGUCUGAAUCUUAAACCAGAUAUUAUAUUGUCAAAGAAGGAUGAAAAUUACCAAGCAACUAAACUUCACUUUGAGAAUCUUGUCAAAAGAUAUGGGAACCCCAUAAUUAUUUUGAAUUUAAUAAAGUCACGUGAGAGGAAGCCUCGCGAGUCAAUACUCCGUUCAGAGUUUGCUAAUGCAAUUAAUUUCAUAAACAAAGAUUUAUCUGAGGAGAACAAGCUUAGGUUCCUUCAUUGGGAUCUGCACAGACAUUUUCAGAGAAAAUCUACAAAUGUCUUGCGGCUUCUGGGAAAAGUGGCAGCACAUGCCUUGUCACUAACAGGAAUUUUCCAUUGCCAAGCAACCCCUAACUUUAGACCAGAAGACAGUGUGAAAUGGCUAUCUACUGAUUUUGCAUAUUGCAAUGUUGAUAAAGGAAGCUUUCAACCUGCAAGGCAUGAGAAUAUUGACAUUGAGGAUGUUCUUAAUCUUGAGAGGAAAGCUGGUGGUGAGAACAAUAUUACUAAUGGAAAGCAGUCUAUCAAGCUUCCCAUGUUCCAAAGAGGGGUGCUCAGGACCAAUUGCAUAGACUGCUUAGAUCGCACGAAUGUGGCGCAAUAUGCAUAUGGGUUAACUGCUCUUAGUCACCAGCUUCAUGUUCUGGGAGUUAUUGAUGACCCAAAAAUUGAUCCUGAUGAUCCUCUAGGCGAUGGUUUGAUGGGAUUUUAUGAGCAGAUGGGUGACACACUUGCACAUCAAUAUGGUGGUUCUGCUGCACACAACAAGAUAUUUUCUGAGAGGAGGGGUCAGUGGAGAGCUGCAACACAGUCACAGGAGUUUUUUAGGACUCUUCAACGGUAUUACAGCAAUGCCUACAUGGAUGCUGAGAAACAAAAUGCAAUUAACAUAUUUCUGGGGCAUUUUCAGCCACAACAGGGUAGGCCUGCUUUGUGGGAGUUGGAUUCAGAUCAACAUUAUGAUGUAGGGAGACAUGGAGAUGAUGAUGCAAGGUCAAUUGUCAAACGAUGUUUCUCAGAUGGAAACAUUCUUCGUGAUAGUUCUACACCUAUAUCGACCCUGGAUCUCAAGCAUGGAAGGUUAACUAAGCUAGAUUUUCUAGACCAAUCAGAAGAUGGAAGCAGGGGUUUUUGUGAUUCAUCACCUGAAAUAUCAACUUGUGAGAGUGACAUGUCUUUUUCAAGGUACACUCCUCCAGUGUCUCGGAGACACCUUUUUGGAGAGAUGCAAAGAGACUGUUGCUUUGAAAAUGAUCAAAUUUUCUAUUCUGAGCAUCCAGAAUCAUUCAGCAGCUCCAACUUUGUUGACUUGAAUUGGCUAUCUUCAAUAAAUUCAUGUGAAGAGGAGCAUAAGAGGUCGUCAAUUCCCAGGCUGUCUUCAAAAAGUGUUGGUAAUGGAAUUACUGGUGGAGAUGCAACUGCUUCCACUAGUGAGUCAGGCUACAGGAACAAGGGUAGGAAGCAAAGUGGAUCUGAUGCAUCCUACGACGAUACCAGGUCCAAAAUUCUAGAGGAAUUUCCCAAUACUUUUGUACAAUGGGUGACUCAUGGACAGACACUUUCUCAUUGAAUUUCCACUAAUUAUCCUGUACUAAGAUAUAAUGUACAUUUGUUUAAUUGACUUGGCUUACUCUAAAGAUGUUGAUUAGAAGAGAACACCAGAGAGGAGCUUAUGAUACACAAGCAGGAAAUGAAGAAGCCGGCAUUAUGUAGGCUUCUCUGUAAGAAGCUUAUAGUCCAAGAAGAAAUCCUACAGGUCUUCUUGGUAUUGAGUCGCAGCAGUAAUCUUGUGAAAUCCAUCAAAACCUUGAGGUAUAGUCAUGUAGUUAAUUAGCCAGAGUCUGGCCUGCAGCCCGCUCUUAGUAAGAAAGUAUAGCAAACGGUUGUAAAUUCCUUAGAAAAUAUAUAUUUUUUCCUUUUGCUCUUUUCUCUCCCUUGGAGCUCACUGUUUUCAUUCUUAUUUCAACAGUUCAUACGAUUAUUUUUAGGUGCAUUUCUUGUAUAUAGUUGCCCUGCAUGUCUGAGCUCCACUUUUAGAACUGCAAAUGAUUCUUUUAAUAAUUUUUCUUCUUGGAAUAUGUAAUUCUGGCCUGCGCAUCAUGCUAUUAACGCUUUACCUAAUGUGGUGAUUUGACUGUUGGCAACAAUGUUUUGGAGCACAGAGCUGGUGCAAUAAA
This is a messenger RNA of Arachis stenosperma, 3738 nucleotides long. Its product is annotated as phosphoinositide phosphatase SAC3-like. Gene Ontology annotation, molecular function: phosphatidylinositol-3,5-bisphosphate 5-phosphatase activity. Gene Ontology annotation, biological process: phosphatidylinositol dephosphorylation. Lineage: Eukaryota; Viridiplantae; Streptophyta; Magnoliopsida; Fabales; Fabaceae. The transcript has 16 exons. The record is from RefSeq and is a predicted model, not a curated record. Gene Ontology annotation, cellular component: intracellular membrane-bounded organelle. Bases 615 to 3131 code for a protein of 838 amino acids.